CAUACACUAUCCACUCUGAUCAUCUCUGCAAUGCCGGCUGAGUCUAACGGCAGCUCAGGUCCGCCACGAUCCUCCAUUUUUCUCACACCCCCAAAAAGGCGUGUAGUGUUGGGAGACAUCACUGCCCGGAUACUAGCACACGAGGCGUCGCUGGACAAUGCUGAGGCAGGCCAAGCCGAGACGACAGGCAAUAACAACUCGGACAAUGUUACCACAGGCACGCUCGCGACAGAUAUCACUCCUACAGGUACCCCACUGACGUCCAAUGCUUCAAUAACCAAUCCCGCCGCGACAAUCCACACUACACCACGCGGCUCAGCAUCCAGUUACUUAGCUGAAGCAAGCGGGACCCCCCAGGAGCGUCCUCAACCCAGCCCGAUUCUAACUGAUGCCGCAAGAGUCCCUCCAUGGCAGCUCGGCAUGAGAGAAGGCGACUUGAGAGCGACGCCUCCGUCAAGAGCAGGCGGAAGCCGAGCCAUUGACCCUUCGCGAGACGAUGCGUACUGGGAGAAGCUGAGCGAAAUGGGCCUCGAUAAGGAUACCAAAAGGCGUAAAUGA
This is a messenger RNA of Pseudovirgaria hyperparasitica, 558 nucleotides long. RefSeq lists its product as uncharacterized. NCBI's taxonomy places the organism in Eukaryota, Fungi, Ascomycota, Dothideomycetes, Acrospermales, Acrospermaceae. The transcript is spliced from 4 exons. Bases 31 to 558 code for a protein of 175 amino acids. The record is from RefSeq and is a predicted model, not a curated record.